GAAGAUCUGACCUUCACCCAGAUCUCCAGACUGCAGUUCACCCCACAGCUAGGAGACAUCUACAGCUGUGCAGUACAACAUCUGGCCCUGACAGAACCACUGACCAAGAUCUAUGAGGUGGAGGCGUCCGCUCACUCUGAUCCAGGUGUUGGACCCUCUGUGUUCUGUGGAGUGGGUCUGACUCUCGGUCUGCUCGGUGUGGCUGCUGGAACCUUCUUCCUCGUCAAAGGAAACGAGUGCAGCUGAUUGGCUCACGGUGAUGAUGUCAUCAUAGUUCUACAAUGAGCUCAUAAUGAGUGUGUGUUGUUGUUGUGUGUGCAGACUUCACCUGUAAUGAACUUCUGCUUCCUGUCUACCUGUCUCACCUGCUUUAGGUUAAUCUCCUGUAUGAGCUGUCCUGUCACCAUCUGUGUGAAUAAGGUUCAACUCUGGGAUUCAAAGCCAACUAAAGCUCCCUCGUCACAGUGAGUAUCUCCACCAUCCAUCCAGCAGAUUCCACCUGGAACCUUUUCCUGUCACAAAAACAAAGGAGACAAAAGUCAAAUUAAUGAGACUCAGAUCAGUUUUAUCUGAACUCAGUGUCAGGUGACCUCAGUGUGUUCAUAAACUUGUUCAUCAAAGUAAUAAACCCACAAAUCUGUC
Pundamilia nyererei is the source of this 642-nucleotide messenger RNA. RefSeq names its product HLA class II histocompatibility antigen, DR alpha chain-like. The transcript is spliced from 2 exons. Lineage: Eukaryota; Metazoa; Chordata; Actinopteri; Cichliformes; Cichlidae. The record is from RefSeq and is a predicted model, not a curated record. The annotation marks the transcript as partial.